This is a messenger RNA of Medicago truncatula (barrel medic), 773 nucleotides long. RefSeq names its product phosphopantothenoylcysteine decarboxylase. The transcript is spliced from 3 exons. The coding region runs from base 156 to 773 and encodes 205 amino acids. NCBI's taxonomy places the organism in Eukaryota, Viridiplantae, Streptophyta, Magnoliopsida, Fabales, Fabaceae. The record is from RefSeq and is a predicted model, not a curated record. Gene Ontology annotation, biological process: coenzyme A biosynthetic process. Gene Ontology annotation, cellular component: phosphopantothenoylcysteine decarboxylase complex. Gene Ontology annotation, molecular function: FMN binding; phosphopantothenoylcysteine decarboxylase activity.
AAUCUUGCUUGAGUUUCAACUUGGUGUGUCUAUGUUCUUCUGAUUCUGAAUGCUAAGAGAAAGAGCUGAUCACAAUCACAAGGCAUAAGGUCUUUUGAGCGAGCUACGUAUGAUAUAAGAACUAGGAUUAAAGACAUUGUUAAAAUAUCUUGGUGAUGAUGGCUAACUCAGACUCAAAAAGUGCAAUUGGACAUGUUAAUGCUCCGAGGAAGCCUCGAAUUCUACUUGGUUGUUGUGGAAGUGUAGCUGCUAUGAAAUUUGGACUUGUUUUUAAUGCUUUUUCAGAAUGGGCAGAAGUAAGAGCAGUUGUUACAGAAACAUCUUUGCAAUUUCUUGUUCAUGAGAAAGCAGAAUCAUUGUUCACACACAGGCAUGACAUAUAUAAAGACGAUUCUGAGUGGAAAAAUUGGAAAAAGAUAGGUGAUUCUGUGCUUCACAUUGAACUUGCUAAUUGGGCUGACAUCAUGGUCAUUUCUCCCUUAUCAGCACAUACUCUUUCUAAGAUUUCUGGAGGGUUGUGUGACAAUCUGUUGACAAGCAUUGUGAGAGCAUGGGACUACGAGAAGCCGAUGUUUGUUGCACCAUCAAUGGAUGGUUGUAUGUGGAGAAACCCUUUCACAGAACAGAACUUCAUGAGCAUUGAAGAGCUUGGUGUUACUCUUAUCCCACCUGUUCAACACAUGCAAACUAAUAUGAGAGAAAUGGCUGAUCCUUCUACCAUUUCUUCGACCGUCAAAAGCUUUUAUGAUUCAAAGAUUUUGAAAGAUAAAUAA